UUGAAAGAAUAUUCCGGAUUAUUCAACUGUCAAAUCAAAGUUAAGUUGUGUGUACACGCCUUGUGUUUUUAAAAUUGAUUAUAGCAGUUUUACGACGAGAAAAGUAUAAUUGCAAACGCUUUAAAGGAAAGUAAACGGUUAUAAAUAAAACAAUGGUGGAUUACAGCAAAUGGAAGGACAUUGAGAUUUCUGACGAUGAAGAUGAAACACAUCCAAAUAUUGACACACCAUCGUUGUUCCGAUGGCGGCAUCAGGCUCGUGUGGAAAGAAUGGAGGAGCGUAAACGGGAAAAAGAGGAGUUCGAGCAGAAGAAGUCUGAAACAUUUAGGAAAAUAAGCGAAACCAAACGCAAGAUUGCAGAGACUGAUCCGUCUAGUCCCAACUUGGAAUCAUUGAAAAAAGCCCUUAGCGAACUGGAGAAGACUGAGAAUGAGAUUCUUAAAAAAGAAGAAGAAUUGAGAAAGAAAGAGAAGCAAACUCCUUGGAAUGUCGACACAAUUAGUGCUCCAGGAUUUACAAAAACAGUUAUAAACACAAAGCCAGCUAGAUCUAAAGAUGAAAAUCUCACUGAAGAGGAAAAAGAGGCAAAGAUGAAGAAAUUCAUUAAAGAAAAUGAGAAAUUAUUGAAACAGUUUGGAAUGUUGAGGAAGUAUGAUGAUUCUAAAAAAUUCCUGUUAGAUCACAACCAAUUAGUUUGUGAAGAAACUGCAAAUUAUCUUGUCAUAUGGUGCAUCAAUUUAGAAAUGGAAGAGAAACACAAUCUUAUGGAGCAUGUGGCGCACCAGACUAUCUGCAUGCAGUACAUUCUGGAGCUCUCUAAACAGCUGGAUGUAGACCCAAGAGCUUGUGUCAGCUCUUUCUUCUCCAAGAUUCAAUUAGCCGAGAAAACGUACAAGGACUCAUUUGAUGAUGAGUUAGAACAAUUCAAGUCACGUAUCAAGAAGCGUGCAGCAGAGAAAAUACAGGAGGCUAUCCGGGAGCAGGAAGAAGAGGAACGCAGGGCCAGGCUGGGUCCUGGUGGUCUUGACCCUGUCGAAGUUUAUGAGGAACUGCCUGAUGAGCUGAAAAAAUGCUUCGACGCGCAGGACGUGCCGCUGCUGCAGGAGACAAUCGCCAAAAUGCCGGAACAAGAGGCAGUGUACUUCAUGAAGAGGUGCGUCGAUGCCGGUCUCUGGGUGCCGCAGAAGAAAGACGAGGAAGGCGAGGGGAGAAUGAAGGAGAAGGUGGAAGAACCUUCGGGAACCCCAUCGGUCACUGACGAUGUAGACUGAGGUUACUAACCACAUUUUUGUUCGCUAUCACCGGUUGUAUGUGAUCGACACAUUGCGACACGAAAAUCUUAAUCGCGCAUUUAAAGCCUGUUUCCACUAAUGUGUAGAAGUUGCAUACUACCUGCCAACUUGUGGAAAAAUGGUCUAAGUCUUGUCGCGUUGUGUCGCUCGCCUGCAAUGAUUGGUUAUAAUCCGUGUAAAUAAUAGCAACAUGAUUUUUCCGUUUAUUUGAAAUAAAUCCUUGAAAGCAAAUUACAAUUUUUGCCAGAUAACAGAUCUUUGAUUUUUAGUAAUUAAUGGAAUUUAAUUUUCUAUGAAUUAAGAAAAUUUUAACUAUGCCACAUAAAUAUUUAGAGAAGAGAAACUAUAAAUUUAACUUUGUUUAAUAUAUUUAGAGUUACCUGUCAAGUUUAGUAAUUUCUUGAAUUGUAGAACAAUUUGAUUUUAAUCAGUUUCAAGCUUUAUAACUGUAUAAUGCUGUGACACUUGUAAAAAUAAUAUAAACAUUUAUUAUCUUUGACAAAAUAGAAACUACAAUACAGUUGAAUCUUGAUAAGUGAGAGUUCAAAGGUAUUCUUUUUCUCGUUUAUAGAGCUUUCUUUCUAACCCGGCUCUGCUUUUCCAUGUUCGACUAUCUACAAGUGUCAACUGCAGUAUAUUUUUACUGCGAGAAUAAAAAAUAUCUAAUAUGUUUUAACUUUAUCCUACGUAAAAGUAUAGAUUAUAUUAACAUCAAUAUUUCAAAAUUCCACUUUUUGCUUACAUUUUUUAUUCAAUUGUAUCUUAAUAUAAUUUAGUAUAAUAAUCAGGUUAUAGUUUUAUUGAAUAACCAAUUUAAUUAUAAUAAAAUUGCAUAUUAAAUUGAUAAUAAAUGUGUUAAAUUAAGUUUGAUUUCGAAAUUCAUUAGUAAAAUCAUCGUUUAGCUUACAUCAGUAUUAUGCUUUUUUAUUUAUAUACACUGCAAAGUUAUCUGAGCCGCUGGGCUUCAGAAAAACUAAAUUAUAGAAGCUCACUAGCGCCCUUGUGAC
Messenger RNA from Papilio xuthus (Asian swallowtail), 2299 nucleotides. It is a transcript of the gene Cdc37, whose product is annotated as cell division cycle protein 37. Gene Ontology annotation, cellular component: cytoplasm. The transcript has 5 exons. The record is from RefSeq and is a predicted model, not a curated record. NCBI's taxonomy places the organism in Eukaryota, Metazoa, Arthropoda, Insecta, Lepidoptera, Papilionidae. Gene Ontology annotation, biological process: protein folding; protein stabilization. Gene Ontology annotation, molecular function: protein-folding chaperone binding; protein kinase binding; heat shock protein binding. The coding region runs from base 153 to 1271 and encodes 372 amino acids.